Stegastes partitus (bicolor damselfish) is the source of this 558-nucleotide messenger RNA. It is a transcript of the gene guca1d, whose product is annotated as guanylate cyclase activator 1d. Lineage: Eukaryota; Metazoa; Chordata; Actinopteri; Pomacentridae. Gene Ontology annotation, molecular function: calcium sensitive guanylate cyclase activator activity; calcium ion binding. Bases 1 to 558 code for a protein of 185 amino acids. The record is from RefSeq and is a predicted model, not a curated record. The transcript has 4 exons.
AUGGGGAAUCACGGCUCCAACCUGGACGAAAUCCUGGCCGAGGACAUGCACCACUGGUAUAACAUGUUCAUGAGAGAGUCUCCGUCGGGCCUCAUCACGCUGUUCGAGCUGAAGGCCAUCCUGAACCUGAAGGGCAUGAACGAGAACGCCAACAGCUACGUGGACCAGGUGUUCUUCACCUUCGACAUGGACGGGGACGGCUACAUCGACUUUGUGGAGUACAUCGCAGCCAUCAGCCUGAUGCUGAAAGGAGAAAUCAACCAGAAACUAAAAUGGUAUUUCAAACUGUUCGACCAGGACGGCAACGGAAAGAUUGACAAGGAGGAGCUGGAGACCAUCUUCUCGGCCAUCCAGGACAUCACAAGGAACCGAGACAUCGACCCCGAGGAGAUCGUCGCGCUCAUAUUUGAGAGGAUCGACGUGAACGGAGAAGGUGAGCUGACCCUGGAGGAGUUCAUCGAGGGAGCCAAGGACCACCCAGACAUCAUGGACAUGCUGAAGAAAAUGAUGGACCUGACGCCGGUGUUAGUGAUCAUCGUUGAAGGCCGGACGGGAUGA